AUGGACUUCAGUUAUUUUACUAUUGAUGUAUUAUCAAGUGAUGAAGCUGAAAUUGAGAAGGUAAGGUUUGCUGCUAAAUUUACACAUCUUUUAUCAUUUCAGAUGUAAUAAAUACAGUGUCAGUGUAGCGAUUUAUUUUUUCACUGACACUGGCAUGCGAAGUCUGAGGCAUCAGUGUGAUUUUAUGUAUAAAAUUAUUUAUAUUUCAUGUUGUUGUUGGAGGGAAAUAUGUAAAAGUUAGCACAAUUUACACUUCACAGUUUUUGUUUACCAUAUUAUUUUUACCACAUAUGAAUUUAGGCUUUUCCCAUCGCAUUUUGUGACGAAAAAAACGUCGAAGUUCGAACUGGAAAAUCUUCAAGUGAAACCACUGAAUGUAGUCUCGAAACUUUAACUGCCGACCAGAAAAUUGCCACCACAGAUGCUAAAACAAAUUCUAAGAAAAAACAAAGAGCCAAAAAGCCGAAGGGUAAACCAAAGAAAGCUAGAAAAUCGAGAAAAAAAAAGGUCAUCCUGGCAGAUAUAUGUGAUUUGGCGAAGGAUGCUUUACUUCAGACAUGGAUAAUAAAAUAAAUGGAUAUGAAACUAGCUGACGUGACCUAAUGUUUUUACUGGGAUUGAUGGCGUGGCUGGGUGCCUCAACCUAGUUGAAAACCAAAUUCUCAAAAACGGCAUGUUUAGCAAUAAUACAGCUAAACAUUUUAGUCAAAGAGCAAAUAAAUGUAACCACGCCAUUCUACGAUGAAAACUCUAAGUAUUCCCAGUCAAUUUUAGCAAAUAUUUCAAGCACUAAACAGUGAAAAAUACAUCGCAAAUUUCGCAAAAAUUUGUGACGCCAAUUUCGUAGCUACAAAUGUAAAAAAAUACAAAACAAAGACGAAAAACAUUUACCUUGGAUACUUUGUCGUGGCUUAGGCAUGUUUUUAAAACAAUUAGACCAGUUUACGCUUCAAGAUCACCCUUUUAAAGUGGAAAAUAUAGCAAAACAACAAAAAUGCCGAGAACUUUGGUAACAUUCGCAAUACGCGUGACGUCACGUUUUUCAACAAGGAUGCAGUCAAUGACGUCAGAAGUUUCAUAUCCAUUUAUUUUAUUAUCCAUGCUUCAGAUGAAGAAAAAUGAAAUGUUGAAUGCUCUCUACAGGCAUCAUAUAAGUCGUUUGUUGGAAAACCUUUACCUGCUUUUCCGUCAGAUGAUUUGAAGGAAAGACUCGAAAAAACAUGUACGAAGUUUUCUUCACGUUUUAUAACUACUGCAAGAGAAGCAAUGUGGGAGGAAUUCAACAAGAUAUGGACCGAUGAGAAUAUUACGAAGUCAAUAAUUGAUGCUCUUGGUAUUACAUCUGACUUCUGUUCAUGGUUUCUGUUUUAUCUACAACAGGCUGUAGCAAAAACGUAUCUACAAUGUGAUUCUACUGCUGUGGUAAAUGAUUUGGAUUUGUCAGAUGCUGAACAGGAAUCUGUUGCAUACAUUGCUGGUGCGGUAUUAAAAAAUGUAGGUUCCAAACUGUGCGAGUUAAAGAGGAAAAUUGCAAGUAAUGGUCAAGAUGUUGCUACAGUGGAUAAAGACAUUACAAUACUUAAUGCCUGCAAGGAAACAAGGUCAGAUGGGUUGGGUAGCACCAGUACCUCCACCAAACUGAUUGAAGCUUUAAGUCGAGGAGGUCUUAUUUACCCUAAGGCAUCAAUUAUUAAUAUGUUCUUAGUUAUUGAGG
Messenger RNA from Paramuricea clavata, 1714 nucleotides. Lineage: Eukaryota; Metazoa; Cnidaria; Anthozoa; Malacalcyonacea; Plexauridae. The record is from the annotation of a GenBank genome assembly.